Messenger RNA from Prunus mume (Japanese apricot), 2129 nucleotides. RefSeq names its product putative E3 ubiquitin-protein ligase XBAT31. Gene Ontology annotation, molecular function: protein binding. The record is from RefSeq and is a predicted model, not a curated record. Lineage: Eukaryota; Viridiplantae; Streptophyta; Magnoliopsida; Rosales; Rosaceae.
CUCUCUUUCUCUCUCUCUAGACUUGGAAAUACAUAAAUGUAAACCUUUUUAUUCGGAGAGCGAUGGAAGCCACCACCUUCUGCCUUCUGCUGAAGGUGGCUCAACAUAGAGGUGAAUGAAGGGCGUCCAUUGACUCAUUAAUUGGGUCACAGAGAGAUAAACAGAGAGAGAAACAAAGAGAGAGAGAGAGAGGGAGAGAUGGGUCAGGGGCUGAGUUGCAGACAGAGUGAUGAACAUGGGCUCUUCCGUGCCGUGCAGUUUGGGGAAUUGGACACUGUGGAAGCUUUGCUAGAGAGAGAACCAGCUCUCUUGCGCCACUCGACUGUCUAUGACCGCCACUCUGCUCUUCAUAUUGCUGCUGCGAAUGGCCAGAUCGAGAUUCUUUCUAUGCUCUUAGAACGAUCUGUAAAUCCAGAUGCGUUGAAUCGUCACAAGCAGACUCCACUUAUGUUGGCUGCAAUGCAUGGCAAGAUCUCGUGCGUAGAAAAGCUUCUUGAAGCCGGAGCAAAUGUCUUAAUGUUUGAUUCCCUUCAUGGACGAACCUGCUUGCAUUAUGCUGCUUACUAUGGUCAUUCUGAUUGCCUUCAAGCUAUUAUUUCUUCUGCUCAUUCAAGUCCUGUUGCUGUUUCUUGGGGAUUUUCACGAUUUGUGAAUAUUAGAGAUGGCCGGGGAGCAACACCAUUGCAUUUGGCAGCCCGUCGAAGUAGGCCUGAAUGUGUACAUAUUCUGUUAGACAACGGAGCUCUUGUUUGUGCUGCAACUGGUGGAUAUUGCUGUCCUGCGAGCACUCCACUUCAUUUGGCUGCUAGAGGGGGAUCUCUGGAUUGCAUACGUGCAUUGUUGGCAUGGGGUGCAGAUCGUAUUCAAAGAGAUUCAUCCGGGAGAAUACCAUAUAUAGUUGCUUUGAAACACAAACAUGGAGCUUGUGCAGCAAUGCUAAAUCCUUCAUCAGCUGAGCCUCUUGUGUGGCCAGCACCUCUGAAGUUUAUUAGUGAGCUUAAUCAGGAGGCAAAAGCUCUGCUAGAACAGGCCUUAAUGGAGGCAAACAGGGAGAGGGAGAAGAACAUCUUGAAAGGAACUGCUUAUUCUCUUCCAUCUCCAUCACAUUCUGAUGUUGGGACGGAUGACAAUCUGUCUGUGGAAAGCGAUUUAGAUCUAUGCUGCAUAUGCUUUGAGCAGGUGUGUACAAUUGAAGUCCAGAAUUGUGGCCACCAAAUGUGUGCACAAUGCACUUUAGCCCUCUGCUGCCAUAACAAGCCUAACCCAACAACAUUAUGUGUAACACCACCAGUUUGCCCGUUCUGUCGAAGCACCAUUGCCCGUCUGGUAGUUGCAGAGAUUAAAACUUAUGAUGAUGCUGAUCAUGACACCGGAGAUAACAAUUCCUCCAAGCUAAGAAAGGCAAGGAGGUCCCGAAACUUCAGUGAGGGCAGCAGCAGUUUCAAGGGGUUAUCGGCAUUGGGUUCUUUUGGAAAGAUGGGUGUCCGUGGCUCAGGAAGGAUUCUUGCUGAGAAUGAAUGGGUUGACAAGCCUUGAUGCUUGGAGGCAUUUGGCAACCAGAAAAAGAAUCUAUGUGUGAUUUGAGGAUUUUCUUUCAUGUAAGUGAAAGAGAGAAAAAUCCAAGAGGCUGCUGUUGGUGGUUGACACAUGUAUGUACAGAUAAAAAUCCAUGUGGUAUGUAGUUUUGGGAAAUAAGCAAAGAAGUGAGUUGCAGGCAUUGGUUGGGUUAGUUAUGUUGGUCAUGUUAAAUUUGAGAUUCAAGGAUCUUAUUAGUUGGUGAUUUGAGAGUCUGUUAGAUGUCUGAAUUGGGAAGGAAAAAGAAAAAAGACAAGACAAAAAAGAGGAAGAAAUUUUUUUUUCUUGUUCAAAGGUAGAAUUCAACAUUCUUGAAUGGCUGCUCUGCCUAGAAAGACAGUCACAAAAAGACCCUUGGAAGGAGUCAAGGAAUAUGUUGUGCUUUUGACCCUAAUCAAAGCACUUCUCUUUCCUUGUGAGGAAUGUAAUAUUAAAUUUAUUGUUUUUGUUGGAAAUUUUAAAUUAUUUUUCUGUAGUUUGUGUAUACAAAUGGGAUGAUGUGAUACAAAAAUUACAAAUAAAUAAUAAAAGUCCUUGGCAGAUGGAUUUCAUGU